GUGACGCCUCUUCAAAGUGAAAGCGAAAGGUAAGUAGGCGGAAGACGGAAAAGAAGGCGACAGGUAGCGGCCAGCAAGGGGCUUGGAGAGCCCCUUCUCCUCCAGCGUCGCAGCGUGCAGGCAGCGGAGAAGGGCUGAGGGCGAGGAGGCCGGAGAGCAGCCCCCAUGGGCGCCGCGGCGGGGUGGUGCCUGCUGCUCUGCUGGGCGCUGGCGGGAGCGGCGGACGCAGGUGAGCAGGAGGCCGGCAGGGCAGUGCCGGGAAGCACAGGCGCCACCUUCCCCUGGAUUCCAGACGGGGGCCGGCGUGGCUUCCAAUCACCUCCCAAGCCCAACAGGAAAAAGGCUCAGUGCUGGCUGUCAGAAAGGCAGUGGCUGGCAGUGGAUGUGGUAUUAGACUGCUUCUUGGUGGAGGAAGGUGGAGUCCUUGCCAGCAAUAGGAACAUGGUGAAGGCCUUACUCGUGCUGAGGCAGGUGCCAGUGACGGAUGAUGGCUCCCUGGAAGGCUUUGCUGAUUUCCAAGGGGACACACACACCAAAGACAACCCACCUGUUACCUUCGAGGCCUCAGCGAGCCUGGUAAAGAUUCCCCAGGCCGAGGCCUUGCUCCAUGCCGACUGCAGCGGGAAGAAGGUGACCUGCGAGAUCUCCCACUAUUUUCUCCGGGCCAGACAAGGGGCCCCUAUUGACACAGCAGCUUCAUUCAUCGCCAACGUGCAGCUGUCUGGAGGGGGGCCUAGUGUCUCUGUGGUGAUGAAGACUCUGGGGGACACUGAGAAUGGGGCUGCCUUGCACCCGGCACUGCACCUGCCCCUGAGCCCUCAGGGGACUAUUCAGACUGCAGUGGAGUUCCAGGUGACAACACGGACCCCAUCCCUGAAUUUCCUGCUGGGGUCCUCAGCCUCCCUGCACUGUGGCUUCUCCAUGGCACCAGGCUUGGCCCUCACUGGCGUGGAGUGGCGGCUGCAACAUAAGGGUGAUGGGAAGCUGGUGCACAGCUGGACCACAGAGCAGGGACAGGUCAAGCGGGAGGGCGCUGCCCUGGAGCCCGAGCAGCUACUCAUGGCCGGGGAUGCCUCCCUCACCCUACCCAGCCUCACUCUGAAGGACGAGGGGACCUACGUUUGCCAGAUCACCACCUCUCUGUACCGAGCUCAGCAAAUCAUCCAGCUCCACGUCCAAGCUUCUCCCAAAGUACGACUGAGCUUGGCCAGCGAAGCUCUGCCACCCACCCUCACCUGCAGUGUCUCUGGCUACUAUCCCCUGGACGUGACUGUGAUAUGGAUCCGAGAGGAGCUGGGUGGAGCCCCAGCCCCAGUCUCCGGUGCCUCCUUCUCCAGCCUCCGGCAAAGCGCAAUGGGCACCUACAGCAUCACCUCCUCCCUGACAGCGGAACCUGGCUCUGCGGGAGCCUCUUAUACCUGCCAGGUCACCCACAUCUCCCUGGAGGAGCCCCUCAGGGCCAGCAUCCGGGUUGCCCUGCCAGGGCAGAGAAUGGCCUUUGGAGUCCUUUUCGCCAGCAGUCUCUUCCUUCUUGCCCUGUUGUUCCUGGGGCUUCAGAGACGGUAAGCUGGCUCACCGAGGUCUGCCAACACCCUGUAGUGCUCCAAGUAGCUACUCUCCUGCCUCAGAGUAGAAAAGAGUGGUCACGUGUUCCCAGGACUUUACACCGAAUCUCGGAGCUCAAAAAGCCCCAGGACAGAUCGUGGGGGCUCUGGCUCGGGGGAAGGGCAGACCUGUCUCCCUUCACAAUGACCCUGGGUUGAGCUCCAAGGGAGACAACGUGAGGAGGUGAGAGUGGCAGCAGAAAGGAAGUGUCUGGAGGCUAAAACACAAGUCAGACUUGAGGUGCAGUGGCAGGAAAAGAAAACAGGAAGAAUUUAUGAAAAGGGCAGGUGAGGUAUGGUGGGCAAAGGCGGAGUUGGACCACCAUGCACGAAUAUUGAACUCUGUCCAAAUAAAAGCCCCUGUGUCCUCAGA
Manis pentadactyla (Chinese pangolin) is the source of this 1977-nucleotide messenger RNA. RefSeq names its product TAP binding protein like (gene TAPBPL). Lineage: Eukaryota; Metazoa; Chordata; Mammalia; Pholidota; Manidae. The transcript is spliced from 7 exons. The record is from RefSeq and is a predicted model, not a curated record. Bases 166 to 1566 code for a protein of 466 amino acids.